Molecule: messenger RNA, 977 nt
Organism: Antrostomus carolinensis (chuck-will's-widow)
Lineage: Eukaryota; Metazoa; Chordata; Aves; Caprimulgiformes; Caprimulgidae
Gene: CCNB2
Product: cyclin B2
Exons: 6
Coding region: 36-941 (301 amino acids)
Biological process (GO): mitotic cell cycle phase transition
Molecular function (GO): cyclin-dependent protein serine/threonine kinase regulator activity
Source: RefSeq, a predicted model, not a curated record
UAUGAUCUGUUUCUUAGGUUCUGUCUCCUGUCCCUAUGGAUGUAUCUAUGCAAGAGGAGGAUUUGUGCCAAGCCUUUUCUGAUGUGUUGCUCAACAAUAUAGUGGACAUUGAUGCUGAUGACUGGGACGAUCCUCAGCUGUGUAGUGACUAUGUAAAAGAUAUCUAUCUGUAUCUGAGAGAGCUCGAGCUGCAGCAAUCGAUCCGCCCCAAUUACCUUGAUGGGAAGACAAUCAAUGGGCGUAUGCGUGCGAUUUUAGUUGACUGGCUUGUCCAGGUCCACUCAAGAUUCCAGCUUUUGCAGGAAACACUGUAUAUGUGUGUUGCGGUUAUGGAUCGCUUCUUACAAAGUCAUCCAGUAGCUCGUAAGAGGCUUCAGCUGGUGGGUGUAACAGCACUGCUUCUAGCCUCAAAAUAUGAAGAGAUGUUUUCUCCUGAUGUAGCAGACUUUGUUUACAUUACUGAUAAUGCCUACACGAGUGCUGAAGUUAGAGAAAUGGAGAUUACAAUUCUUAGAGAGCUAAAUUUUGAUUUGGGACGACCUCUUCCAGUUCACUUCUUAAGAAGAGCAUCAAAAGCUGCAGAGGCUGAUGCUAAGCAACAUACACUGGCAAAAUACCUAAUGGAGCUGACACUGAUAGACUAUGAUAUGGUUCACCAUCGUCCUUCAGAGAUUGCAGCUGCUGCGUUAUGCUUAUCCCAGAAGAUUCUGGGACGUGACAAAUGGGGUACAAAGGAGCAGUACUACACCGGGUAUACAGAAGACAGUCUUGUGAUGACUAUGAAACAUAUGGCCAAGAAUGUGGUCAAAGUGAAUGAGAAGUUAACAAAAUACACUGCUGUAAAGAACAAGUAUGCAAGUAGCAAACUACUGACAAUCAGCACAAUCCCUCAACUGAGCAGCAAGACAGUCAAAGACCUGGCUUUAUCGCUCUUAGGAUAACCCUAGGCAGCCAAGUCCUGAUGGUGUAUGCACUUU